AUGUGCCGUGCAGUUGCCGAGCCGGUUCUUUGCACGAAAUAUGGUUGGUAUUGGGGUCCCAUAUCGAGCGAAGCCGCAGAGAAAGUCCUUUCGAACGAGCCGGAUGGAUCGUUCAUAGUACGAGACAGUAGCGACGACCACUACAUAUUUUCGCUUACCUUGAAGUUGAACAAUUCUGUGCGACACGUUCGCAUAGAGCACGACCAAGGAAAUUUUAGUUUCGGGAGUUGUACUAAGUUUAAGUCGCAAACGAUAGUGGAGUUUAUCGAGAAUGCGGUCGAGCACUCUCGAAGUGGGCGGUACUUGUUCUUUUUACAUCGACGGUCCGUUAUUGGACCAGUACGUGUGCAAUUACUCCACCCGGUUUCUAGAUUAAAGCAGAUUCAGAGUUUGCAGCACAUGUGCAGAUUCGUCAUAUUAAAAUUGGUGCGACGAGAUUUACUUUGUAAAUUACCGUUGCCGAGACGAAUGACCGAUUACUUAAAUACACCGUACUAUUACUCGGAGCAGCUCUCCGACGUAACCGAAGAGCAAGAAGAGAAUAAUGUGGUGCCCUUAUUUAGUAAUGCGCAAAUUACACAAAAUACGGUUGUCAUUGUGAAUAACAAUGCCAUCACGACCACAACUAGGAGUAAUCCUAGCGGUACUAGCAACUCAUCUAGCAAUGAUAGACAAUCCUGAAAUAUACCUCAGUUAGGGAUCUGUUUGUUCGUUUGUCAGAAACGUGUGUAACUUUCUACUACAACCCAUUUUUGAUAAUGAAUUACAUAUCAUCGCUAUAUUCAUUGCGCUUAACUGUAAUCAUUUCAUUCGUUCAUUGCUACUUAAAUGUUCUCCUCUAAUAUAAUAUAAAUUGUAAAUUCAUACAUUUUGUAUACAAUUUUUAGUGUU
This is a messenger RNA of Photinus pyralis (common eastern firefly), 891 nucleotides long. RefSeq names its product suppressor of cytokine signaling 7-like. Gene Ontology annotation, biological process: phosphatidylinositol phosphate biosynthetic process; intracellular signal transduction. The coding region runs from base 1 to 681 and encodes 226 amino acids. The transcript has 5 exons. Gene Ontology annotation, cellular component: phosphatidylinositol 3-kinase complex. NCBI's taxonomy places the organism in Eukaryota, Metazoa, Arthropoda, Insecta, Coleoptera, Lampyridae. Gene Ontology annotation, molecular function: 1-phosphatidylinositol-3-kinase regulator activity. The record is from RefSeq and is a predicted model, not a curated record.